Messenger RNA from Scatophagus argus, 2598 nucleotides. Its product is annotated as cytochrome P450. Bases 164 to 1774 code for a protein of 536 amino acids. The record is from RefSeq and is a predicted model, not a curated record. The transcript is spliced from 9 exons. Gene Ontology annotation, biological process: cortisol metabolic process; cholesterol metabolic process; C21-steroid hormone biosynthetic process. Lineage: Eukaryota; Metazoa; Chordata; Actinopteri; Scatophagidae. Gene Ontology annotation, molecular function: monooxygenase activity; oxidoreductase activity, acting on paired donors, with incorporation or reduction of molecular oxygen; iron ion binding. Gene Ontology annotation, cellular component: mitochondrial inner membrane.
CUCAGAGCCUGGGGUCUAUAAAUGGUGUGCUUGUCUCUGUCACAGCUAACGCAAACGCUUUCUGACCAGCCUGCACAUCACUCAGACGCACACUGGGGCUGGCUGGCUUGUCGGGAUCUCAGACACUGAGAGGGGGGAAAAAAACACUCUUCACACGGGUGACAUGUUCCGGAGAUCUCUGCUAAGCCUCGGACUGCGGGUGAACCGUCCGCAGCACAAGUGGGCACAGAGAGUGGCCGUGGAUUAUGAGGACAUCGGGCGCCGCGACGCCUCCACCACCAGCAGCAGCACGAUGAUGGGCGACAACGUCAAACUGAAAACGAUGGAGGAUUUAGGCGGACCGAGCUUCCUAACCACCUUAAACUGGCUCUUUGUAAAGGGCUAUUUCCAAACGAUGCAGCAGAUGCAAAUUGAACACAGCAAGAUCUACGGUCCUCUGUGGAAGUCAAAGUAUGGCCCUAUGGUCGUGGUGAAUGUGGCCAGCGCCGAGCUGAUAGAGCAGGUGCUCAGGCAGGAGGGGAGGCACCCGGUCCGGACAGACAUGCCCCACUGGAGGAGCUACAGAGAGCUCAGGAACCAGGCUCAAGGACCCCUGACAGAAAUGGGCGCCAAGUGGCAGCGCAUCCGCAGCAUCUUGAAUCCUCGGAUGUUGAAACCCAAACAUGUGUCUUCGUACACUAAAAUCAUCAACGAGGUGGUGACAGACUUCAUCCAAAGAGUGGCCUGGCUGAGAGAAACCAGCGGUGGGGGAGUUAUGGUCAAUGACCUGGCUGGAGAACUCUACAAAUUUGCUUUUGAAGGGAUCUGUUCAGUGUUGUUUGAGAGCCGUAUGGGCUGCAUGAAUGAGGUGGUGCCUGAGGAGACCCAGGCGUUCAUCUUCUCUGUGGGGGAAAUGUUCAGGCUCUCCCCAAUCCUUGUUCUCUUCCCCAAGUCCACCUGGCCCUACCUGCCUUUCUGGAAACAGUUUGUGGCAACCUGGGAUCAUCUCUUCAAAGUCGCUGAAGACCUGGUGCAGAAAAAAAUAGAGGAAAUCCAGGAGAACGUGCAACUGCACCAGAGCGUGGAGGGAGCGUACCUCACACACCUGCUGCUCAGUAAUCAGAUGACGGUCACUGAGAUCCUGGGCAGCAUCACCGAACUCCUGCUGGCAGGAGUCGACACUACCUCCAACACUAUCUCAUGGUGUCUGUACGAGUUGGCAAAGAAUCCAGAGAUCCAAGAACAGUUGUACCAGGAAGUGAUAAGUGUUUGUCCUGGAGACAAAGUGCCAGUCAGUGAUGACAUUGCUCAGAUGCCGUAUCUGAAGGCCAUCAUCAGAGAGACGCUGCGUCUGUAUCCAGUGGUACCAGGAAAUGCCCGCGUCACUGUUGAAAAUGAGAUUGUGGUAGGAGGUUAUCUCUUCCCCAAAAAGACGCUGUUCCACCUGUGCCACUACUGUGUGUCCCAUGACGAGAGUGUUUUCCCCGACCCCCACACCUUCCAGCCACAGAGAUGGCUCCGAGGAGCGGAGGAUAAGUCCAAGCAGCACCCGUUUGGGUCUGUGCCGUUUGGUUUUGGAAUUCGGGCGUGUCUGGGCAGGCGAGUGGCUGAGCUGGAGAUGUAUCUGCUCCUUUCCAGGUUGAUAAAACACUACCAAGUGAAGCCGGAUCCUGCUGGGACCACAGUCAAGCCGAUUACCAGAACCCUGCUUUGUCCUGCCAAGCCAAUCAAUCUGCAGUUUCUGGACAGAGGAGUGGAGCAGACACCGAGAGCAGCGGCAGGAGUUUCUCUGUGAGCUGCUUUAGUAUGCACGCUGUGUUGCCUGCAUGUCACCAAGCACUUGUUUAUAGACCGCUCACAUCAUGAGGACUGCUGGAAUGCACCUUAACUGUGGCCUAAAUUACAACUGAUGUGGAUUAAGAUGUGGAAAGUUGUUAGGGAACAGUAUGAUUCUGUAUGUAUAGAAUGUAACUAUGAAUACCUUAACAGCUUACAGCUUCUUUUAGUCAAUACAUAAAUUUAACUCCUACAGGAUGAACCUUGUGUUAGUGUGUUAGUCUGUUUCUCAGUGAUUUCAGAGUUCCCCACUCUAAUCCCAAACAAAUACCAAAAAUAUUAUUUCAUUUUCUUUAAAGGCCCUGCAACUUUCCUAAAACAGUUUGUUGUAUAAUUUUAAACCAACUUUAACAAAAUACCCCCCCAAAACUAUUUAUUCAGUUUCUUUUUGUAACAAGAAAUUGUUUUUUGUUGCCAUCUAGUGGCAGCUUUUAUUUAAAAGGUAUAAUAGGACGACCCUUCACCUCCAGGUUUGUCUUCAGGGCAGUCAGGCCAUGGGCAGAUCUAGGGGUGUGGGGCCACAAGGGCCUUGUCGCAAAGUGAAAUUUGAUUGGCUCUUGAAGUGCCUUUUUGCUUCAUAACUUUUUUGAACUGAUUUGAAUUGAAAAAAAAAAGGAAUAAAUAUCACAUGCUGCUGAUUAUGCUUAUGACAUUUAUAUUUCACUUUUCACAACACAAAGUAUCUGUUUUUUCUGUACAUCUGAACAUCUGAGACUAAGUACCAAGUGUGAAAUGAGAAAUGAAAUGUAGCAAAUUUGUAGAUAAUACACUUCAACAACUUCA